Messenger RNA from Brassica oleracea var. oleracea, 621 nucleotides. RefSeq lists its product as uncharacterized. NCBI's taxonomy places the organism in Eukaryota, Viridiplantae, Streptophyta, Magnoliopsida, Brassicales, Brassicaceae. Bases 41 to 448 code for a protein of 135 amino acids. The transcript has a single exon. The record is from RefSeq and is a predicted model, not a curated record.
CUUGUCAUAAUUCUCUGAUAGAAAAAAUAAAGAGAAAUAUAUGAACACAACCAAGUUUGAUGUGUCACCUUAUUUGCUCCUCGAAGCAUCUGCAGAUUCCGAUGGCGGAGGCACCGUUCAGAUCGUGGGUGCCCUGGACGGUGGCGAAUCCAUUGUUAACGAUUAUUACACGGAUGGCGAUGAUAAGUCUUGUAGUGCCAGUUUGUACGAGACGUCUUGUGUGACGGCGACGAGUCAGAGACAGAGUUUUGAUCUAGAGGAGGAUACGGUGAAGGAAGAAAGAAUAUUCACCACCGCAGAGGAAGAAGACGAGGACGGAGAAGGGGAAGUGAACAGCUACAGAAGAUGCGGGAAAAGCCAGUUUGUUAAACUGAGCGUUGAUUCUAGUGAGGUGGUGAGUGAGAUGGACAAAAGUCGAAUGUUCUGGGAAGCUUGUCUCGCUUCUUGAUCAGUCUAUCUAUCUUGUCUCGCCAAAAAUGAGAAAGCAACACGUCGUCUAGCUUAGGCUAAAUACAUGUCUAGCAUCUUUUUUUUUCCUUCUUUUGUGGUUUUUGCUUGUAAUUGUGCCUGUGAAUGCCCUUAUAUCCACCCAUCAAUUAUGUACAUAGAAGAGUCAAUUCA